Molecule: messenger RNA, 15593 nt
Organism: Coregonus sp. 'balchen'
Lineage: Eukaryota; Metazoa; Chordata; Actinopteri; Salmoniformes; Salmonidae
Source: the annotation of a GenBank genome assembly
CUCCACUCUACCAAAUAAGAAGUCACUCUUUUUGUCUACUAUUUUGUCAGAGUUCUCUAGUAGUGACAUCAGAGUGACAGGAGCUGCUGAAGUCUGCAUUGGUGCCUGUCUCUCCACUCUUUGACCACAAAGAAUAGCAGGAGGAACCAUAGAGGAACAAUGUUACGGCGAAAACCUUCCAACGCCUCAGAGAAGGAGCAGGUGCAGAAGAAGAAGGUGAGGAGAUUUGGGUUGUCUGUGUUUGGAUGGGAGGAUUGUGUCUGUGAGUAAUGACGACACAAAGUGCAAUGACGAGGAGAAGCGCUGUCUGAACACUGCAAAAAGGGCUUUGGACUGCAAAAAGUCAUAUUUCUUUUUCAAAAUGAGCAGGGAUCAAGUGAAAGAAGUACACUGUGCAAAAAUAUUUGCUAGAACAUGAUAGAGCAACACAACGUGUCCAUCUUAUUAAUGAAUGAACACAUGAUGGACAGUAAUUUAGAGUGCUACUUUGUCUGGCUCAUCCCAUUGUACUAACUCAAACACUGAUAAUGAGAGGCACGUUAGCCUAUUGCCUGUAUGUGCUGCCUGUAUGUGCAGCAAACACUGACAGGUUUUGCUACACAGACUUAGAAGAAGAAACCAUUGUGGUGACCUGAAAAAAACAUUCUGAAACUUGGAACUGAAAUAGAUGGAAGCCUUAGUUGUCAGGCUUAAAAAUACUAAGUAUUGCUUCUCAUGGCACUAAACGUUAGUUCAUCUAAUAUUGCUGUAUGAUUCAUUGCUACUGGCCAUGGACGUAGCAGCUAAGUUCAGUUUGAGUCAGACUUAGGCAUUUUGUGGCUUCUCGCUCUAAAGCUCUACUGGCUUGGUUGGUUAACAGCUAUUCUCCUACGUUUAACACCAGUGCCCUUGUUUUCCAUCUGCAUGCAUCUUCUAUGCUUCUAUCCAAGUUUCAUCAUUACACAUCUCAUUACCUUAACCUCAUUGCUCCUCACCACCACGACACACAAUAGAUGAGAAAGUUCAAAACUGUAUGCAAAGACUCUAUUGUUCAGGAGCAGAUAUCCUGUAGAGAAAAUAUAUCUGAAACAUGGGCUUCAGUGGGUUUUGAUGCCAGACAAGGCAAAUUAUUUGCUCCUCAGCAAGAUCACCUAAUGGAUAUUAGAUGAUACUAAUGCCUAUCAUAGGAAACUACACUAAAACUCUGUCUUCUCUGAGAAGUUGUUCCUUCUAAUUCAGUGGUUUGAUUAGUGCAACAUUCUCAGUAAGAGACGACACAGACCACUAUUGCCACCAAGGCUGUCUAGACACCUGCAGCGAUUGGCUGCUGACAGUUGCCCAACAUGUACCCACUUUCUGUGGGUUUUUAGAUAGGGGCAAGAAGGAGAGGUGGAUAAGAAAAUAUGCCAUGGUGUCACAUGGAAAGUAAUGGCUGCUUAGGGGAGAGUGAGGUAAGUUGAGCCAAAGGGGUAAGUUGAACAACCGUUGUUUCUGGGAAACAAUACACAAAAUGAAUAAUUUGACCAAAUAUUUAAGAAACCGUCAUCAUUUCAGGGAGUCUGUGAAGGACGAAACCACAUGAAAUAAGGGGUAAGCAAGUUGGGUCCAAAAAACGGAUUUUCAUCAAGUCAAAUUAAUUUAUUGUGUUAGAGGUUUCAUGAUGCUUGUAAGGUGAACCAAUGGCCAUGGGGUAAGUUAAGCCAAUGGCAAGUUGAGCAAAUGUAAGUGUUUUCUUCCCAGGCGUAAUGCAAGGCAUUAUCGCUGGGAUAUGAGGUAACAACAGGGCCUAUGUAAAAAGUGUUUUUAAAAAGUACUAAGUGUUUGUUUGGUGUUAAGAUUCUUUAAAUUAUUAAAAGACAAAAUGCAGGCUCUCCCGAGUGACGCAGCAGUCUAAGGCACUGCAUCGCAUGACUGGACCUUCGCCUCCUGAGUCAGUUGGGGAGUUGCAGCGAUGAGACAAGAUCGAAAUUGGGGAGAAAAAGGGGCUACAUUUUUUAAAAAUUAAAAUAAAUAUGACAAAAAGUGAUUGUAUUGAAUUGUGUUUGAGAAAUAAAGAUAGACAUGGUUUUAAAAAGGUAGUGGUAAUAUUUAAUUCAGUACAGAAAUGUGUAGGCGGCUUAACAUACCCUGUGCCGUGGCUCAACUUGUUAAGUUCUCAUUUUAAUAAACCUGAUGAUUCAGAGUUUGUGUUUUUUACAAAAAAUGUAAAAUAUUUAAUGCAUUGUCAUUACAGUAAGUGCUCAACAGGAGGCCUAAACCAGUACCCAGGCCUAACCCCCCAAAGAGGGGCCACAGUGGCGUUUUGGCUCUUCUUCUCAGCUGUAUCUGAUCGUUUCCUCCUCCUCAAAUCUAACAAAUGUUGCCAAAUGAUGAUAAAUGCUACCAUGUGUUCUCUACUGUAUUUUAGAUAUCAUGCCAAUGUUCUAUCUCCUCCUGGCUCAUUGUCUCUAUCACAACUGUCUCUGCGUAUUUUACUAGAAGAACUCUCUGGGUGCCAAAAUAUCUUUGAUGAAAUGUUGUAGGUUUAAGACCACAUGACUUGAAUGUCGAGAUUAUCUUUUGUUAUGACUCAAAUGUGUAUUUCUCUGGGUCUCCCCUACAUGAAUCCUCUGUGUCCUACCUCUGUCUCCACAGCUCACCCUGCAGAGGUCCAGCAGCUUCAAGGACUUCAUGAAGCCCAAGUCCCCUGUAGUGGUGGACAAGGAGUUCAACUUGGACUACACAGUAAGUUUACAGUGUGACUGACUGGUUUUGAACCCGGGUCUCCAGUAUGCUGUGUUAGCCCUCUGAGCUAAAGCCUAGACAUUAGCUUGGGAAGCUAAUGUAAUUAUUCAGGCCUUAGGCAAGGUUACUCAUCACAUGAGCAUAGUUCACCGAACUACCUCUGUUAAAAACAAAAGCCUCUGCUGUCUUCCAUUGGAAGCCAUAUGUAUUCACAGAAUCCCAUCAUGUUACAGUUUAAUAGCAAAAAUGGAUUAAAGAAACACAGGGUUUGUUUCAAAUUCAAUCUAUUAGUUUACUGAAAUUCUAAAAGUACUUGUUCCUCGACGGAGGACAUACUGGUUAACGGUCAUGCAACAACUGAGUUUCAACCAUACCCACAGUCACACUAAAUUCUAUAAGUCUAUUGAACACAAAGGGCAAACUGACAUCAGUGUUUGAAUCUUUAACAAUAAAGGAAGUUUGCAUUUCAUGCUUCCCAAAAAUUGCCAAAAACAAAAGCUGUCGACAAUCGAUACCAACAAUAGCAGAGUUCUGCACUUCCUCAGUUUCACGUUGAUGACAAUAUAAUCAAACUUGAAUGGAUAGCAUUUAUUUCUCUACUGUAUUUUACAAACAGUAUAACUGGAAGUUAGAAGACAGAGCUAGAAGUUUAGAAGAGGUUUUCAACAAGGACAGGAAGUUCACAGAGGACGAAGCUUAGAGCUGCGUGUAAACCAAACCACAUUGAGAGACAGAAGGACAGAAAUACCAGAGCAGGAUGUCCUCUGUAAAAGCUAGUCAAGCAGAGAACCACUUGCUGCUUUGUCUUCCAGACAGUCUGCUGCUUCACAGUCAGAUCCAUUCACUACAGCUAAUUACCUCUCCAGAAUCAGUGCCAUUAACUGUGAGGGAUUCUCCACCUCCAGAAAUGAUUAAAUAAUGAGAUAUCUGCCUAAGCAAUGUUCCUAUGAUUUUGUUGGUGUUGAUGUAUGUGUGUGUGUGUGCUUGCAUCGAUGCUUUCGUAUGGGUUUUUGCAUUUCUUUUCUGUAUGUAUGUGAUUUAAUCUGCAGUAUGUGUUUGCAGCACUUGUGGUCUGUUGUGCUGAAGAUGGGGCUGUAGGCUUCCAUGUUCACCAUACAGCCAUACUGACACAGCACUGUAGCCCUGUGGGGAGGAGCUAGUAUGACUCACCGCACCAUGCUCUGCUCCUCUCUCUCUCUCUCUCUCUCUCUCUGGGCUUUCUGCCGGUGACACACGCAAACUGUCAUCACAGCCAAGCUUUACUGGAAGCACUCUCACCGACACAGUGUCCCAAUCACUGAUUCACGUCACACACUGCAAUCUGUGUCUGUGUGUGUGAAGGGUGCGCGCAAACCACUCUAGAGCACAUCAUAACACAAGUUACAUUGAUCACUUACAUUUAUGUGUAUAAAAUCAGUUCGGUUAGGUGUAGCCUAGGGCUGUUAUGGUGACCGUAUUACCGCCACACCAGUGGUCACGAGUCAUGAUCGCAGUCAAAUUCCACAUGACCAUCUAGUCACGGUAGAUGGGGCGGCAGGUAGCUUAGUGGUUAAGAGCGUUGUGCCAGUAACCGAAAGGUCGCUGGUUCUAAUCUCCUAGCUGACUAGGUGAAAAAUCAGUCUAUGUGCCCUUGAGCAAGGCACUUAACCCUAAUUGCUCCUGUAAGUCGCUCUGGAUAAGAGCGUCUGCUAAAUGACUAAUUUUUUAAAAAAAAUAUUUACAAAAUAACGGUAACUAGGCUUCUCCAAUGCUAUAUAGGCCUUUUUUUUGCGACUUUUUCAAAUCAUAGUCGCACACCUCAUGUAGCCUAGCCCAUAGGCCUAUAUAUUUUGAUAAGGUUUGUAUCACAACUAAAGUGGCCAAAUAACUUAAAAUUAAGCAGAGCCUGGGGCCUCCCGAGUGGCGCAGUGGUCUAAGGCACUGCGCUGCAGUGCUUGAGGCAUCACUACAGACCUGGGUUCGAACCAAGGCUGUGUCACAACUGGCCAUGACCGGGAGUCCCAUAGGGCGGAACACAAUUGGCCCAGCAUCGUCCAGGAUAGUGGAGGGUUUGGCCGGGGGGGCUUUACUUGGCUCAUCACGCUCUAGCGACUCCGGUGGGCCAGGGCGCCUGCAGGCUGACUUCGGUUGUCAGUUGGGCGGUGUUUCCUCCGACACAUUGUUGCAGCUGGCUUCCGGGUUAAGCGGGCGGGUGUUAAGAAGCGCGGUUUGGCAGGACAUGUUUCGGAGGACGCAAGACUCGACCUUCGCCUAUCCCGAGCGCAUUGGGGAGUUGCAGCGAUGAGACAAGAUCAAAAAGGGGGGUAAAAAAAAAAAAUCACGGGAUUGGCAUCAGCUAAUUAAGCAACCCCCUCGUACCUUAUUGCUUAAUUAGCCAAUGACCGUCACGUGAUCUGGUCCUUCUCACAGGCAUCUCAGCUCCGAAGUAGGCUACAAGUGAAGACCGACACAUCUGGGACGCAACUGUGCGUGUCCUUCUUAUCGAAUUCUGAGGCGCAUAUUGAAUAUGUUAGAAGAACUGUCCACAUUUUACUUUUCGUCAGCCAACAAGAUGAGUAGGCCUAACGAACAGCAAAAGCAUUAGCCAGCCUAUGUCAAUCUACUAUCCCCCAUAGUACAGAAAUGUACCUAUUCUAUUGGUCACCUUGUCUUUCUGUGCGAUAAAUGAAUAUUCCAAACAUACUCUAGGACAGUUGUGGGAUGCAAUAGAUCCCAAUUACUUUGGUUACCAAUGUAAUUAGAACUGUAAAAAUAAAUGUUUUGUCAUACCCGUGGUAUACCACGGCUGUCAGCCAAUCAGUAUUCAGGGCUCGAACCACCCCGUUUAUAAUAAGAAUUGAGAUAUCUUAGAGAGCGUGAGAGGUGCUUCGGAGCACAACGAUUGGCAGCCAGGAGAAGGGAAUUCAAAAAUUAUUAUAUUCAGUCCAAGGACACAAAAGGCAUGGAUUUUUUAGGGGGCAUUACGGCCACACAAGGGGGAUGCCACCAGGAAAUUCGAGGCCUGGUGAGAAUAUUAUCAAGUGCUUGUCAAAUUGUGAAUGAGAGACUGAUGAAGUGUGUGCAGCCUGCACAAGAAACAAAGCAGAGCUCAUGUCUUUCAUGCAACUUUUUUCAAAUCAUCAUUAGAGUAGCAUCAUGCAGCCUUAGAAUGUAUUAAACAUCAAAACAUAUAGCCCAUCAUUUGUAUCACAACUAAAGUUGCAUAAAUAACUCUAAAUUAAUAUAGGAGGGCCUGUUUCUUUGUUAACCGCUCAACACAGAAUAGCCGCCGCAUGUGCGCACUCCCUCAGAGAUUGUUUGGAUAUAAUAUCUAUAAUAUUCUAUUUUAUUCAGCUAUGUGCAAUUGUAUUCUUCAUACUAUAAAAUCUAAGCAAAUCUUGUCUGCUAAAUGAACUAGUGUAGUCCACAAUAUGGCAUAGCCAGAUCAGGGCCUAACAUAAAGAAAACUCAGAGUAUGCUAUUAUGUUGUUCUGAAAGACUACAUUUUCUUCAUGUCACAUUUCUUUAGACUUGUCUGAAAUAAAUAAUGGAUUUAUUGUGAUGGUGUAGGCUAUAUUAAAAUGAUUUAUUAGACUUUGUAAAAUGUAGGCUAGAUGUUCCAAAGGUCUGCAUCAGUGGCUUGUAGGCUAUGCAUAGAAGCCAGGAUAUGCUAAACCUGUUUAUGUUAAUUAACGGUCAAUUACCGAGAGACCGGCAGCUAUUUGCUUGACAAACACCUGCUGACAAAAUUUCAUGACCGCCACAGCCCUAGUUAGGUGACCCUGUGCACUUAAUUUGUGUCUGAGAAGAUGCAUUUCUUGUGUUCCACAUAGAUAAAAACAACGCACAACAACCACAUCUUGCAAAGAUAGGCUUAAGUAAAUGUUGAAAUGGUAACCAAAAUUAACCUUUUAGGUGCCAGAGGAUGUGCCUGUGGAGGAUGCAGUGAAGAGUGGCAGUAAGCAGGGGAAGAAGUCGUGGCGUAACGUCAUCUCACGCACCAUGACCCGCAAAACCUCCAAGACGGUACAGAAGGCCCUGGCAGAGGAGGGGGUAAGUGUAGCGUGAUUUACUACAGUGCCCAUAAUGCUAUCUGGUUUGGUCUUAGCAAAGAUUGUUCCAAAGCUAACAACGUGAUGUCUGUCUCCUUACCAAUAAAUCAUCAUAACUGACAGGUUGUCUAAUAAAAUGGCAAUUAUAUUGUAAACAUCUACAUAAUUUAUGAUUGAACUAAUUUAUGAUUGAACUAAUUUAUAUUCAAAUAAUCAAAUAUAGAUUCAAAUAUAUAUAUAUUUUGGCAUAGAUAUUUAGUUUAACCUUGAAAAUGACAAAGACACUUCAUUUGAGUUGUAAUGGAUAUACAGGUAAUAAAGGAAUCACCAACAUAAAGUGUCUUAAUAGGGCGUUAGGCCACCACGAGCCAGAACAGCUUCAAUGCACCUUGGCAUAGAUUCUACAAGUGUCUGGAACUAUAUUGGAGAGAUGCAACACCAUUCUUCCACAAGAAAUUCCAUAAUUUGGUGUUUUGUUGAUGGUGGUGGAAAACGCUGUCUCGGGCGCCGCUACAGAAUCUUAAUUGGGUUGAGAUCUGGUGACUGAGACGGCCAUGGCAUAUGGUUUACAUCGUUUUUAUACUCAUCAAACCAUUCAGUGACUACUUGUGCUCUGUGGAUGUGGGCAUUGUCAUCCUAUUGGGGCAUAGCCAUGGUAGCCAAAAUGAUGGCCUGCCCAGAAGGUUUAUACAUGACCCUAAGCGUGAUGGGAUGUUGAUUGCUGAAUUAACUCAGGAACCACACCUGUGUGGAAGCACCUGCUUUCAAUAUACAUUGUAUCCCUCAUUUACUCAAGUGUUUCCAUUAUUUUGGCAGUUACCUGUGUUUUAAAUACUGUGCUCCUUUGCAUGAAAAUCUUCAAAAGGUUGAUAGUGCCUCCCCCUAGUGGUCACAUUAAAAAAGCAUCCAAACAAAGGCUUUCACAGCCUUAACUCAUUCUAGCAUACAAGGCUCAGUGGUGUAAAGUACUUAAUUAAAAAUACUUUAAAGUACUACUUAAGUAGUUUUUCUGGGUAUCUCCACUUUACUAUUUAUAUUUUUGACAACUUUUACUUUUUACUCCAUACCUUUUUCCUGACACCCAAAAGUAAUCGUUACAUUUUGAAUGCUUAGCCGGACAGGAAAAUUAUCCAAUUCACUCACUUUUUAGAAGAGAACACGUGGUCAUCCCUACUGCCUCUAAUCUGGCGGACUCACUAAACACAAAUGCAUCUUUUGUAAAUGACAUCUGAGUGUUGGAGUGUGCCCAGGGCUAAUUUUCAAAACAAGAAAAUGGUGCCAUCUGUUUUUCCUCAAGUAUAUUUUAGCACUUACAUUUUACUUUUGAUAGUUAAGUAUAUUUGGAACCAAAUACUUUUAGACUUUUACUCAAGUAGUAUUUUACUGGGUGACUUUCACUUUUACUUGAGUCAUUUUCUAUUAAGGUAUCUUUACUUUUACUCAAGUAUGACAAUUGGGUACUUUUUCCCACCACUGACAAGGCUACACUACAGCACAGUAUACUUUCGAGUGACUUUUGUAUUGUGAGGUCCCCAGACAGCUGUCUGUGGGUGUACGUUAGCCCCAUGCUAGGGCCAAGAGAUAUAAACAAAAUAUAUGUAUAUACAACACACUUCACCUAUCCAUUUUUUUUGUAUAAUUAAUAUAUGUCUAUGGUUAGGGCAUAUUUUGACCUGAAGGCUCUGUCUGUUGUUGAACACUAAAUAAUAUCCUCUAUGUAUACAGGGGGAGAGUGGUGAGGAGGGCUCCCUGUCCCCCACCACAGACUGGAUGCAAGGUCUGACAGCAGGCAAUAGGACCUCCGUGUGCUCCAAUGGCUCCGAGGACACCGUCCACAGCCCCGUCUCUCGCCAGCUCUCUGGGUGUAAGUUAAGAUAUAUUUUAUUGAACCUAUCUAACCAAGCCAAGUACAUAAAGGUAACCCUCACUACAUUCAAGUCAGAAGCCCAUAGUAGAUAUGCGUUCUUAUCAUAGAAAUGCCCAGGGUUGCUGGGCACUCCCAUAACUAAUCAUGGCACAGCCACAAGGUUGGGAACAUUGGAAUAGGUAUGGAUAUAAACUUUAAAUAUGGUUCAGCUCCCUAUUGUUACGGAAACCCUUUAUGAGACUAAAUGGCUAUAAGCUGACAAUGCCUGUGAAUAACUGUGAUAGCCAGUGAGUGCCUGUGAAUGCCUGUGAUUUCCAGUGAUUGUCUGACUAUGGGUGUUGUGUAUUAAAACAGGUGGGGACCGCCAGAGCCUGGACAGUGGCUACAGCCAGAGAAACAGCAUGAGGCUGGAGGAGUCCGGUCCUCCCUACGAAGGCCCCUUCUGUGGUCGCGCCCGCGUCCACACAGACUUCAUCCCCAGCCCCUAUGACAUAGAGUCCCUCAAGCUCCAAGUAAGUAACCUGGUUUAACCAGAUUGACGGUGCACUUAGCAUUCAGACUGGUUUAACCAGGCUACCAAGUAAGGCCCUCCUUAAAGAACUUGUUAAUAGAUUGUGAAAUAAAAGAAUGGUUCCUUAGUCAUCAUCCAUGGCUGAAUAGGGGCCAAUUGUACUGAGCGCUGACCAGAUUAGACAUGUAACAUAAUUACAGUAGCUAUUAUUAGUAGCUCAGUGAAGUAUAGAAUUACACAGACCCACAUAUAGUAUUUAACUGGAAUGCAGAUAAUGUUUGGAUCGAGGUAGUCAUCCACUGUUUAUCCUGCAGAAAGGUGACAGAACCACUUCACAUAAUACUACAAAAUGUACAGUGCCUUCAGAAAGUAUUCAUACCCCUUGACUUAUUCCACAUUUUGUUGUGUUGCAGCCUGAAUUCAAAAUGGAUUAAAUAUGUUUUGUUCUCACCAAUCUACACUCAAUACCCUAUACUGACAAAGUAAAAACAUGUUUUUAGGAAUUUCUGCAAAUUUAUUGAAAAUGAAAUACAUAUACAGUGGGGAGAACAAGUAUUUGAUACACUGCCGAUUUUGCAGGUUUUCCUACUUACAAAGCAUGUAGAGGUCUGUAAUUUUUAUCACAGGUACACUUCAACUGUGAGAGACGGAAUGUAAAACAAAAAUCUGAAAAAUCACAUUGUAUGAUUUUUAAGAAAAUAAUUUGCAUUUUAUUGCAUGACGUAAGUAUUUGAUACAUCAGAAAAGCAGAACUUAAUAUUUGGUACAGAAACCUUUGUUUGCAAUUACAGAGAUCAUACGUUUCCUGUAGGUCUUGACCAGGUUUGCACACACUGGAGCAGGGAUUUUGGCCCACUCCUCCAUACAGAUCUUCUCCAGAUCCUUCAGGUUUCGGGGCUGUCGCUGGGCAAUACAGACUUUCAGCUCCCUCCAAAGAUUUUCUAUUGGGUUCAGGUCUGGAGACUGGCUAGGCCACUCCAGGACCUUGAGAUUCUUCUUACGGAGCCACUCCUUAGUUGCCCUGGCUGUGUGUUUCGGGUCGUUGUCAUGCUGGAAGACCCAGCCACGACCCAUCUUCAAUGCUCUUACUGAGGGAAGGAGGUUGUUGGCCAAGAUCUCGCGAUACAUGGCCCCAUCCAUCUUCCCCUCAAUACGGUGCAGUCAUCCUGUCCCCUUAGCAGAAAACCAUCCCCAAAGAAUGAUGUUUCCACCUCCAUGCUUCACGGUUGGGAUGGUGUUCUUGGGGUUGUACUCAUCCUUCUUCUUCCUCCAAACACGGCGAGUUGAGUUUAGACCAAAAAGCUCUAUUUUUGUCUCAUCAGACCACAUGACCUUCUCCCAUUCCUCCUCUGGAUCAUCCAGAUGGUCAUUGGCAAACUUCAGACGGGCCUGGACAUGCGCUGGCUUGAGCAGGGGGACCUUGCGUGCGCUGCAGGAUUUGAAUCCAUGACGGCGUAGUGUGUUACUAAUGGUUUUCUUUGAGACUGUGGUCCCAGCUCUCUUCAGGUCAUUGACCAGGUCCUGCCGUGUAGUUCUGGGCUGAUCCCUCACCUUCCACAUGAUCAUUGAUGCCCCACGAGGUGAGAUCUUGCAUGGAGCCCCAGACCGAGGGUGAUUGACCGUCAUCUUGAACUUCUUCUAUUUUCUAAUAAUUGCGCCAACAGUUGUUGCCUUCUCACCAAGCUGCUUGCCUAUUGUCCUGUAGCCCAUCCCAGCCUUGUGCAGGUCUACAAUUUGAUCCCUGAUGUCCUUACACAGCUCUCUGGUCUUGGCCAUUGUGGAGAGGUUGGAGUCUGUUUGAUUGAAUGUGUGGACAGGUGUCUUUUAUACAGGUAACGAGUUCAACAGGUGCAGUUAAUACAGGUAAUGAGUAGAGAACAGGAGGGCUUCUUAAAGAAAAACUAACAGGUCUGUGAGAGCCGGAAUUCUUACUGGUUGGUAGGUGAUCAAAUACUUGUAAAUUAAUUACUUAAAAAUCAUACAAUGUGAUUUUCUGGAUUUUUGUUUUAGAUUCCAUCUCCCACAGUUGAAGUGUACCUAUGAUAAAAAUUACAGACCUCUACAUGCUUUGUAAGUAGGAAAACCUGCAAAAUCAGCAGUGUAUCAAAUACUUGUUCUCCCCACUGUAUGUCUAAUUUAUAUAAGUAUUCACACCCCUGAGUCAAUACUUUGUAGAAGCGCCUUUGGUGACGAUUUCAGCUUUGAGACGUCUUGGGUAUGUCUGUGUCAGCUUUGCACAUCUGGAUUCAGGGAUUUUCUCCCAUUCUUCCUUGCAGAUUUUCUCAAGCUCUGUUAAAGGUGCACUAUGUAGAAAUCACUCCGCCAUUUCCUGGUUGCUAAAAUGCUAAUAGUUCGGCUAAUCACAUUUACGUAAGUAUUCACACCCCUUUGCUAUGACACUCCAAAUUGAGCUCAGGGGCAUCCAAUUGCCUUUGAUCAUCCUUGAGACGUCGCUACAACUUGAUUGGAGUCCACUUGUGGCCAAUUCAGUUGUUUGGACAUGAUUUCGAAAGAAACACACCUGUCUAUAUAAGGUCCCACAGUUGACAGUGCAUGUCAGAGCAGAAACUAUACCAUGAAGUCCAAGAACUGUCCGUAGAUCUCCGAGAUAGAAUUGUGAUGAGGCAAAUAUCUGGGUAAGGGUAUAAAACAAUUUCUAGAGUGUUGAAAGUUUCCAAGAGCACAGUGGUCUCCAUCAUUGGGAUAUUGAAAACAAAUAUUGAACUACCCAGCCUAGAGCUGGCCGUCCGACCUAACUGAGCUACCGGGCAAGAAGGACCUUGGUCAGGGAGGUGACCAAGAACCCAUGACCACUCUGACAGAACUUGGCUGAGAUGGGAGAACUUGCCAGAAGGACAACAGUCUCUACACCACUUCACCAAUCUGGGCUUUAUGGGAGAGUGGCCAGACGGAAGACACCCCUGAGAAAAAGGCACAUGACGGCACGUGAACUCUUUGGCCUGAAUGUAAAGUGCUAUGUCUGAAGAAAACCAGGCACAACCACACCCGUCUAACACCAUCCCUACCGUGAAGCAUAGUGGUGGCAACAUCAUGCUAUGGGGAUGCUUUUCAGUUGCAGGGACUGGGAUACUGGUAAGGAUAUAGGGAACAAUGAAUGGAGCUAAAUACAGGCAAGUCCUUGAUGAGAACCUGCUUCCGAGUGCAAAUGACCUUAGACUGGGGGCGAAGAUUUACGUUCCAACAGGACAAUGACCCCAAGUAUACUGCCAAAGCAAUGCUGGAAUGGCUUCAGAACAAGAAUGUGAAAGUCCUUGAGUGGCCCAGACAAAGCCCAGACUUGAAUCCCAUUUGAAAUCUAUGGAAAGACUUUUGUACACCAGCUUAUGGUUAUGGAAAAUAUAUUUCACAGCGGUUUAGAUGGUACAAUGAUUCUCUACACUAUACUUGCUUGCUUGUUAUGUCACAUAAACUGAAAUUAGCCGUACUAUUAGCAUUUUAGCAACCAUGAAAUGACGGUGCAAUUUCUGCAUAGUGCACAUUUAACAGAGCUUGAAAAAAUCUGCAAGGAAGAAUGGGAGAAAAUCCCCAAAUCCAGAUGUGCAAAGCUGAUACAGACAUACCCAAGACGACUCAAAGCUGUAAUCGCCACCAAAGGCGCUUCUACAAAGUAUUGACUCAGGGGUGUGAAUACUUAUGUAAAUUAGAUGUUUGUAUUUCAUUUUCAAUGAAUUUGCAAAAUAAUCUAAACAUAUUUUCACUUUGUCAUUAUGGGAUAUUGUGUGUAGACGGGUGAGAUAUUUAAAAAAAAAAUGUAAUCCAUUAUUUAAUUCAGGCUGCAACACAACAAAAUGUGGAAUAAGUCAAAUGGUAUGAAUACUUUCUCAAGGAACUGUAUGUGGUCACAUUGUAUUAUAUAACUGGGAAGCAGAUUGGAUCUAGUUUGAAUCGAGGUAGUCAUCAUCCACUGUUUCUCCUGCAGAAAGGUGACAUCAUCCAUAUCAUUGAGAAGGACCCGGUCGGCACAUGGACAGGGAAGCUCAACAACAAGGUGGGCACCUUCAAGUUCAUCUAUGUCAACAUCUUACCGGACCAGGCCACGCCGCCCAUGAGGAAAAGGUGCUCCAACAAGAACCGCUUCUCCAAGGCCAAAAACAAGCCCCAGACCCUGGAGGAAGUUCUGGAGAGGAUCGGUCUCACCGUAAGACAAUCAUAUCUUCUUAAUCUCAUACAGAUUCAAAUAGACAAUUGGCUUCGAGAACGCAAUCAAAGAGCAAUCAUUAUUAACUUAGAUCAGUUCAGAGUUGGAAAAAGUUUAAACACAGAGUGCUGCAUAAAGACAGUGAAAUUGGAUAAGUAUUUGACAAUGCAUCUCAUAUAAUUGCAUUGCAUUCGUAGCUUUCAGAAGUCCCUGUCAAAUGAUGAACAUUUAUUUUUGGAUUAUUGUGCAAUGCUAAUGUGAUGCUUCUCUCUGUUGUUCAGGAGCUGGGCUCUUUGCUGUCUAUGCAUGGCUUCCAGAGCCUGGAGGACUUUGGCGGGCUGAAGGAGUCCCACCUCAACGAACUUAACAUCACAGAUGCUGAGCAACGUACCAAGAUCCUGACUGCUACUGAGCUGCUGCGUGACUGUAGGUCCACUCUCAAUUCCAUAUAAUAACAUACUAGAUCACACACGAAACACACUAUAGGGAGCCCAUGAUCACAUAAUAAUCAUAGAAAAACUAAGCACACAGAUGCCAUGCUUUACUACAGGUAGAUGAUGCCAUAAUGUACCUGUAAGCUAUCACCCCAUUGUAUGUAUUCAUUUCUCUUUUUACAUGGGAGCCUCCCUCAUAGCCUCCUAUGUGGUACUUCAAGAUGUAAUGUAAUGCAGGACAUUUUCAGCAAAGCCUAUAAGUGUAUGCUUUUCUCUAUACAGUGCCAUCUUCAGCUUUCUCUCCUUUCUUGGAAAGUAUCCUUUCCGGGAAUAUUGUUACCUAAUUAGCUUCAUUUUAUGAGGCAAACUGUACAGUAAUGGUACAACAUUCCACUCACAUGUUCCUGCUGUGCUCAUUGGCCUGUAGGAAACCUCAUUUGACCCUCAGAAACACUUUGAUAUGGGAGCUCUCUUCCCUCCAGCCAGAUCAUUAGCCCUCUUUUAAACACAUGUCCUCUAGCUGUUUCCUCUGUUCUGAACAUAACUGCUUGGUUGGCCGUUAGCCUGAGGGGCUAGCAGCUUCAACGUGCUUCCCUGUUUUAAUUACAUACACUAUAACUGGGAUUCAAACGAACCACAUUGCGCUGACGUCGCACUGCACUUGACUUUAAAGGCAAUUUCCCUGACAUUAGAGGCACAUACACAUAAUAAUGACAUUUGUACCAACACUGAAAUUGAUGGGAUCGUUAUUUACGCUGUAUUGAUGCUCAUGAUUGUUUUGUCUUUGUCCCCGUCAGCGGAUGAUGAGUCUGAGCCAGAGGAGGAGGGAAGUAGCGCUGAGGAGAAGGGUGACGUACCCAGGGACUCGGGCUGCUUCGAGAGCACAGAGAACAUGGAGAACGGGCGCCAUGAACCAGAGGGAGAGCCUGGUACGGAGCAGAAGUCUAACCAGGAGCCAGAGCAGCAACAGAGCGAGGAGGAGCAGCUGAGUUCUGUUGAGGAGCAACUGCAGGAGCUUACAGUGGAUGAGGAGGUCUCCUGAGCGCUGAAGAGAAGAGAAGCUCUGGAAUUGAAGAUAACCUUGGUUGGUUGACUUUACUAACGGACAUUUAUCAAAAGUCAACGACAAUUGGUUGAUUUAUUCAAACCAUCAGAAUAGAGCGAUAAAGUCAGGAUUAAGCCACAUAUACUGCGAGGGAGUGUCUUUUCAUUUGUGGCCCCCACACUUUUGAAACAAAGGGCCAUAGGGACUGCAACCAUAGCAUGCGCUCCACCAGUAACUACUAAAAAAUUUUUGGAAGAAUGCAAGACCUUUUGAAAGUAUCUAUUUUUUGUUGAAAGCUGUAAAUACAAAUUGAUUGUGCAAGUGUCGUCCUUUUCCUUGAUACCAUGUCAUUUGAGCAGUUCUGAGUGGAUUCUGUAUAUACUGAGAGCAUUCAUAUCAUCUUUCCAGGGUACUGUUAAGACCUUAGUAAGGACAUACAAACUUUAAUAUUCUUCAGUGUGUUUUGGACCUGAUAUGGUCACGUAUUUCCAUCAAUGAACAGGUAAGAAACAUGACUUUCCUGUGACUUUUAAAUCCUUUAUUCUGUCAUGUUUAAUCUAUAAUUUUUGAACAUUUGAGGUAUUUUAAUUUGAAAUGUUUUGAGUUUUCAAUAUGUAAUGCUUUUGCAUGCAUGUUUUUUUUUCAACCGUUAUUUUAGAAAUAGACAACCAAUUAUUGAAUAUGACCUAUGAAUGAAUGUUUAUAUAUUAUGUGGACUGUAUAUAACUUUUAGACAUUUGACAGCACCAAAGCCAUAUCUCAUGUGUUCAGAGUUUUCAUUGUAUAUUCGUUUUUACCUUUUUGUUGUGUUGAUCAAAGUUAACAUCUAUAUGUCUGUCAUAG